This is a messenger RNA of Lottia gigantea (owl limpet), 787 nucleotides long. RefSeq lists its product as hypothetical. Bases 10 to 363 code for a protein of 117 amino acids. Lineage: Eukaryota; Metazoa; Mollusca; Gastropoda; Lottiidae. The record is from RefSeq and is a predicted model, not a curated record. Gene Ontology annotation, biological process: regulation of DNA-templated transcription. Gene Ontology annotation, molecular function: DNA-binding transcription factor activity. The transcript has 3 exons.
AUUUUCACAAUGGCCCUAACUCAACAUAGACUACCGAUAUGCUCAAAUUUAAAGGAUUCACUUCAAAGUUUUGUGUUAAAAAGAUUAAAAAACACGAAUCAAUCGAUUGAUGUUAAAAAUAUUUGGUUGAAAAAAGAAACGAAAAACGAGCUAACUCCAACCGAAAUAGAACGUAUCAAUGCCAGAAGACUUCAGAAUAAACAAUCGGCCAAGAAAAGUCGACAGAAAUCCAAGACGAGAGUUGAACUAUUAGAGAGGGAGUUUUACCAGUUACAAAAACAAAAUGAAACGCUUAAGAAUGAAAUUCAACGAUUAAAAAAACAUAUUAGUGACAGUCGAACUGAAAUUUUAAAGAAUAAGUAAAAUGUGUUGUGGUUUCAUUUUGUAGCAAUAUUUACCGAAUAACCUUGAUAGAAACUAUUUAUUUAUUUAAUUCGUAUUAUUUAAUUUAUUUUAUUUAAUAUUUUUAUAUGGAAUUAAAAUAUUGAGAUAUUAUUAACAAGUAUUAAGCUUGUACUUCUAACCUAUCCAAACUUAAAAUGAUCCGUUAUGUAUUUAAUAAUAUAUUUACAGUAUAUUAAUUAGGGGAGAUCCAUACAACCAGCAACUGUGUCUAUAUCGUUUCUCUUAGUGUCAAACAAUGUAUAGAUUUUAGUUCCUAAUUUAAUUUUUUUUUCAUUAAUGUCAAUUCAAUAAUCCUUGUUAUAUAAAUUUCAUUUAAUUCAAAAACUUUUUAGAAAUAUUUAAAUGUUCAAUUUUCAACUUAACAUUACGAUUAUGAUAUAAU